Messenger RNA from Labeo rohita (rohu), 8203 nucleotides. RefSeq names its product senataxin (gene setx). Gene Ontology annotation, cellular component: nuclear body. Lineage: Eukaryota; Metazoa; Chordata; Actinopteri; Cypriniformes; Cyprinidae. Gene Ontology annotation, molecular function: transcription termination site sequence-specific DNA binding; helicase activity. The record is from RefSeq and is a predicted model, not a curated record. The transcript has 26 exons. Bases 215 to 7348 code for a protein of 2377 amino acids. Gene Ontology annotation, biological process: termination of RNA polymerase II transcription.
CCCGCCCACUUCUUUGCGUCACCGCAGCGCGACUCGGCGGCAGGCGUGUUUUCUGUGGAGAGCAGAAUCGAGCUCAAGACAGAGAGAAAGAGACGAUGUAAAACACGUUUGUGAGUGGACAUAAGGAAUUUACAACCGUGUCAGUGUGGGAAUGAGAUGAAACAGACCUGACAGACUCAAGGCUUCCUCCGUUGCAGCUUUGUGGGUGAUCGUGAUGGAGAAGUGUCUGUGGUGCACCACCGCCCUUGAGGUGGAGGGUGACGCGGCGAUAGUCGCCAUGUUGCGUCGCUACUGCUCAGGACGGCUGUCCGAGAGGGAGAGGAACUCUCUGAAUGAAGACCUCAGCUGCUGUCUGGAGUGUGUGGUGGAAUACCAUCGAGCCAGAGACGGGGUCCCUGAUCUGCACAAGCGUUUGUGGGAAAUGGAGAAGGCUCGACUCAUGAAUUUGUUGGGAACCACUCUGGACAAGGAGCUGGAAGAGGAUGAUAUCUUUAUUAUUGAAGAUGAUCAUGAGAAGCCUGUGUCGAAAAUCUCUCCUGCAGAAUUCCAUGACAAUCUCCGUUUCCUGCUGUUUGAAGUCCUGAAGUAUCCAUACUUGCUUUGCUGCCGUGAUCUGUGUGAUUUGGUGGUAAAGGCUUUGUGCAAGUUGCAGGACAUGAAGCAGUCUUUGACUGUGUUUGAGAAGUAUCAAGGAACAUAUCUGCUUCUCGUUCAUCCCAAUGAACAGGUGCGCCGCUGGGCAAUCGAUACAGCAAAGACCAUGAAGAGUGUGGACCGGGAUGCCUACUAUGACCUUCAGGAGAUUUUCUCCUGCAUGUUUUAUGUCAUUGAGCUUGGAAUAUCUUUGGACUUGCCAGAUUUGAAUCAAGAGUCUUAUGCAGGGGGCGUCAUACAAAUGCUGCCCUCUCACCUCUAUGAUUCGCAAAACAAGAAGAACUACUGGCUAGGUAUCUGUAUGUUACUAACGCAGCUCAGCGCGGAGGCAAUGGACUCUUUGUUCAUGGGACAGUUUAACAUCCCCCUUUGCAUUCUCAAUACAAUGGAUGGGCUGAAAAAUGAGGACAAUCCAGCUUCUGACCCAUUCUGGCCAGCCCUUCACUGUUUUAUGGUAAUUCUGGACCGACUUGGUUCUAAGAUCUGGGGUCAGGUUGACCCUAAUACGGCUUUCCAGACUAUCACGGGUGCAGCAAGUUAUGUUGCGGAAAUAAGAAACAUUCGGAAAAAAACCAUGAGGGGGAUGGUUAAAGUGGAACCUGAAUAUGAUGACAAUAUGGUGACCUGCAGUCAGAUGGUGUAUGACUGUUAUGCCUCAGAAAAAUCUAACCAAGCAUCUAGUUCGUCAUCCAACAGUGGUAUUUCCAGCAACUAUAUGAUCUAUGAGGACAUGCAAUCCCUGGUCACCGUGCUUGAUUCUGAAAUGGGCCAGAGCAUGCGCGUAUACGGCAGCACUUUUCUGUGGUUCAUUCCAUUUGUCCGUUCCAUAAUGGAACUUCCAGAGCUCAACGCUUCCUAUAUUAGUGAAGUCAUCCACUAUCUUUGUGAUAAGAUACGAGAAAAUCGACACAUGCUAACCGGACAGACAAGCGUGUGUGAUAAAGUGUCCGAGUUCUUUACUCGUAUACUUAUUCAAAUUGUUGAGCUACACUCUACUGAAGGACGAAUGGGAAUACUUUCCCGCUGUGCCCACAAGUGGGUGGAAGAGAUUGUUUUGUGCAUCGUCCUGUCAGAAGAAACACCAGACAGGAUGAGUGGGGUUCAUGGGGUCAGUUCAACCUCAUACAACCUUGGGGUAGUUGGAAGACAGCAUGCAUCUGGAGAAGGCAUUGGUGCCAUAAUUCUUGGCUGCAUGAAACUGAUUCGACUUCUGCUGAAAGAAGGGAUAAGGAGAUCCGUCCCAUCCGCAACCCACUUUCUGAACUUGCUUAACAAGCAGUUGCGCAGAGUUACGACAAAGCGAUGGAAUCUAACACGUUCUGAAUCUGACGAGCUUCAGAAGUGUUUGUUAAGAGUUGUCCGGUCGAUGCCAGAAAGACCUGCUUCUCCGCUCCCUGUUGUUCCACCCCCAUGUGCCCCAUCAGUCGAGGCAGCUACAAACACUGUUGUUUCCAGAAAUUCAGUGCCAUCCCUAAAUCGGCAACAACAUGAGGACCAGGAGGCAGGUCCGAGCAGAGUAGCAGAUGUAUCUGCUUUUAUCAAAGAGGAGCCAUUUUGGAAUUGUUUGGAUGACAAUUGCGUCUUAGAUGAGGAAAUCUGCAGAGGUCUUCAGGACAUCAUUAAGGCUAAGAAGGAACCCCCUGACCCAGUGUCAAUUUCAAAGCGGAGACCAGCUGUUGAGUUGGAAUGCAUUAAACCAGAUCUGGGUAGAGUGCAGGAAAUUCGGUCCAGAUUAAAUGAUAACCAGAAUUUGUCAAAGAUCAAAGCCAUUGCCAAACAAAAGCCUGGUGAGUCCUUAAAACCUGUAUUGGCUAAAGAGGAAUGUGGUUUUGGAGCUGUUGAGGAGGAGGAGGAGGAUGACGAUGAACCCCUUAAUGUCAGAUGGAACUGUCUGAUAAAAUCUGUCCACAAGGUUGAAUCUAGUGACUCUGAAGUUGAUAGUAGUGCUGUUGGGAAAACUCCUAACAGGUCUAUGCACACCUCAAAAGAAAAUGUGGAGUCCAGUACUAUUGUCAUCUCUGAUGAUGAUGAUUCUGAUAAUGAUGAAAGGCCAAAUGCCAUCCUGAGGUCUCCGGAAGAUCGGGUCUUGCCUGAGAGCCCGGGUCGUGAUUAUGAUGAUCUCAGUGAGUCACAAGUCUUUGAGUUUGAGACCCAGCAAUAUGUGGCAUCUGCCUGGGACGAUUCAGAUUUUGAUGCAUCAGUCUUGCCAAAGAAGCCCCAAUCAGACCUACUACUCAAACCACUGUUGAAAGAACCUCCUCAUGAAGCAUCUCCAUCAAGUUCAGAGACUGAACCAAUUCCAGAUGAAGACAUUGAGAGGGCUUGUCAGCAAGCAGAAGAUAAGAUCAGAGAACAGCAGCAGCCACAAGAGCCAGCAGAUUCAUGUGCAUCUUCACUGGCUAAACCAUCCAGUAGUGCAGAAAACUGGGAUAAAUUUGUCAAACCAAAACCUCUGCCACUUAAAACCCCCAAAACAACUCCAUCUGCUAAGAAACAGCCUAAAAAGCCAUUGAUAAUUGAUGCCCUUGCUCAAAAAAUCAGGCGCCACCCCUGGAAACGCGGCUCCACAUCUCAGGACAUAGAGGAACCUUCGUCUUCAACUACUCCUCCUGCUGUAUCAUCCUCCUCUCCAUCCUCCAGCUGCGUUUCCUCUCCAUAUUUUUCUGCCUCCACAUCACGUGGCACCCCUGCCAUUGUUCCUCCAAAGAAGGUGCGUAAAGUUGUUGAGCCAGAAUCAACAGCAGAGCGUUUGGGUUUAAAAAAGAAGGAACGGAAAGCCUUUGAACUUUCUCAGCGCUCCCUGGAUUGCGUUGCCAAACUGAGGUGCCAUGGCCAGAAAGUGCAGGUGGACCCACAACGGAAGACGAAGCGAGUGUGUCGAGCCGCUAAGACCACUCCACAGAAGCGUAUUGUAAAAGGCAACAAGAAACUUAUGGGAUCGCAAGAUAUUCAGUUUUUCAGGCAAAGUCGUGAGAAGAAUCAGAGGCCAGCAACAACAUUAGCUCCCAAACCAGCGAAGACCAAACAGCCAAGUGAAACUCGCAUGCCGAAACCUACAGUUGCAAGCAGCGAGAGUGGUGAUUUCUUACCCUCUCCUCAACCAGAUCCUGACCAUCAGCAGGAUAAUGAAAAGCCUGCAUCAGAAACCAGUUCUAGAGGUGAUGGGGUUGGAAAUGAUACAAAACUGGAAUCCAAGUACUUCCAGGCAAGCGACACUGCUGAUGUCAACAUGGAGGAGGAACCACCACCUACUCUGGGAUCAAAAGAUGAGGAUGAUGAAGAAUGGAUGUUCCUCACUCAGAUGGAACCCACUGACAUGGAACUGUGCUCUCAAAUGGAGCAGUUUGAGGAGGAAAAUGAUGAAGAACUCUUUCUUACCCAGAGAGAUCCCGUUGACAUGGACAUUGAUACGGAUAGUGAGUCCGAUACCCCAGGCCAACCAGUGUUGGCGCCUAAACCUAUUCCAGCUCCUCCUGGUGGAAAUGAUGAUCAUUUGUUCUUGAAGCCUGGCAUGUCACCUGUGUCUCAGAAAAAAGCCAAACCUUCAACCACAAAAAUAUACACCCCCAGCUCCCGCAGUGCCUCGCUUGUCCUUGAAAUGGAGAAAGGAGCGAAGCCUCCUCCUGCUGCUAAUGUUGCGAAAGCGAAGAUUCCACGACCCCCACCAAUGCCACCUCCAAAAACCUUUCAACCUCUCCCUACUUUACAACCAAAGCCACUUCCUUUACAACCCCUUCCUCCUCCACAACUCCCGAAGCCACUUCCUUUACAAUCCCGCCCUCCUCAACAACUCCCGAAGCCACUUCCUUUACAACAUACUCCUUAUGCUCCUAAGUUGGUCACUAGUUCUAAAAUAAGCUCUACCUCAGAGCCACCAUCUUACAAGGUAUACCAAAGACCUGAGGCUCCAGUUAAUGCUCCAGUUAACAGACCAGCACCCCCGAUGGAUCAAAGUCCGAAGUUUGACCUUUCAGUCUUGACCCAAGCAAUCCUUAAAUGGGAAUAUAGGAUGCUUGAAAAUUACAAAGCAUUUGGGAGUCCAAAUGAUCUGUGCCAACUACCACUAAAGAGAGUGCCGGUUCACUUUCCUACCUACCUGGAGUACUUCAACACCUUGUACCCCCUGUUGCUAAUUAACGCGUUUGAAGAGAUGGCAAAUGAAUGGCUCAAAGAGGACAGAGUCAAGAUUAACCUAACAGUCCAGGGAAUAGAAUACAGCAAUCGCACAGCUAGUGCCAGCUUCACGGCAAGCAUUUCUCCGGAGACUGAUGCUAGACAGCUGUACCCAAAAGAAGAGGACCUUGUGCUACUUUGGUUGCCGGACAACACUGGGGCAUAUGCCCGCAAUGAGCCUAAUUUCCAUGAACCACAUCCUCAUUUCGGUUAUGUCUCUCGGUCCAAUGUGUCCAACAGAGGUUCCAGGUCAAUCCUGAACUUGACAAUUCAGACACGUGGUAAUGUAUCUUCAGUGAAUUCCCAACCGGUGUGCUGUGAAGUCAUUGGAUCGCUGAUCAGCAUAUUCCGGGAGUUCCGUGCGCUGUGUUCCCUGCGGAGUGGACCAAUGUUGCGUCCUCUUCUUGCUCCACAUGCGUCUUAUUUCACGCACACUCUGGAUAGCCCAACGGACCUGGGUUCACCGGAGUUCAACAGGGACCAGGCUAGAGCAAUAGAUUGUGGCCUUGCCAUGAUAAGGAGACCGCAGAAGACCCCAAAAUUUCUCCUUAUUCAUGGUCCUCCAGGAACCGGGAAGAGUAAAACCAUUGGUGGCCUGUUGUACAAACUACUAUCUUCGGGUAUAAACAGUGCUGCUCCUGCUGGGAACCAACACAACAAGUCUCGACGGACACGUGUUCUUCUCUGUGCGCCCUCAAACGCUGCCAUCGACAGUCUGAUGAAGAAAGUCAUUUUGAUCUUUAAAGAGAAAUGCCGAAACAUCAACGCACCUCAAGGCAAUUGCGGUGACAUAAACCUGGUGCGACUGGGAAGUGAAAGGACCAUCUCAAAGUCACUGAAGCCUUUCAGCCUCGACCAUCAGACUAAAGCUAGAGCACAGCGAACCCAGCAAACUGCAGAAGCUGACAUAUACAGGCGGAAGGAGCAACUGGACCAAAGUAUUGAAAAUCUCUCCCAGCGAUGUGCGAAGACCAAGAAGGAUUCUCCUGAUUUCAAGAAGUUGACGGAGCAGAAGUUGCAGCUUCUGAAAGAGAGAGAAAGACUGAGUCGGCAGAUUAAAGAGUGUCGCAGCAGGCGACAGGAAAGUCAAGCUCAUGUGCUGCAAAACGCUCAUGUCAUCUGCUGCACGCUCAGCACCAGUGGAAGUACUGUCCUCGAGAAUGCCUUCCGUCGUCUUGGGCAUGAACCUUUCAGCUGUGUCAUCAUCGAUGAGGCUAGUCAGGCUAAAGAAACCGAGACUCUGAUUCCUAUGGUGUACCGAAGUCCUGCUGUAAUCCUUGUUGGUGAUCCCAACCAGCUUCCACCAACGGUUGUUUCCCAGAAAGCAAAGGAGUUUGGCUACGACCAGUCUCUUAUGGCAAGAUUAUGCAAAAACCUUUGUCAGUCAAACCCACAACCUUCUCCCAUCCUCCUGCUCAGCAUGCAGUACCGCAUGCACCCGGAGAUCUGCGCAUUCCCCUCCAAGUACAUCUACAACAGCGCUCUUAUAGACGACUGGCAGGGGCAGUGCAGACAGUAUGAUCAGGAGAAGACGACUGUGACAGAGUCUGAAUUAAGACUCCCCAGGUCACUGAGAGGACCGUGUGUGUGUGAGACCGCUCAGAAGCGCUGUUCCAACAGCUGGCCCUUCAGGCCCUACAAAGUGUUUGACGUGACAGAUGGAGCAGAGAAGAAGGAGAGAGAUUCAUUUUCCAACCACAAAGAGGUCAAGUUAGUCUUGCUGCUGUUGAAGAUGCUGGGGGAGAAGCAAUCAGUGCGAGUGGGGGUCAUCACGCCCUACAACGCCCAGAAACAACGCAUAACGGAAGCCAUCAGGGGUUCAGGCAUCCAACUUCAGGUGGAUGUCGAUACUGUCGAUGGCUUUCAGGGCAAAGAAAUGGACUGCAUCAUUGUGUCUUGUGUGAGAGCCAGCAAUGAAAAUGGUUCCAUUGGGUUUGUUGGAAAUCGUCAGCGAAUGAAUGUAACCAUCACCAGAGCCAAAUUUAGUCUCUUCAUACUGGGACAUCUACGCACACUCAGGGAACAAAGUGAUUGGGGAGCAUUGAUUGAGGACGCAAGGAGCCGUGAAGCCAUAAUCCAAACAAUGCAAAAAGAUUUCGAAAGCGACGUCAGGAAGAUUCUCAAACCAGAACGAGAGCCGCUGACUCGCAGUCUCUCUUAUCCGCCAGUAGAGAAACCAAGCACUGUAACCUCACCUGUUACACACACACCUGCGGAAACAGGCCCCGCCCCCUUUCCACGCCCCCACCGCGACGCGAGCAACGCACCUGUGCCACGGCUAAUACCUCUGGAUUGCCCUAAUAACCCACGGAUGAGUGACAGGCCCACAGACCCGCGGUUUGCAAACCGACGGCCAAUCAGAGAGCAGAGACCAGACAGAGAUGGGCGGGGCUUGCCAGAGUCCCACCGCUCGACAAACCGAGCUAAUUCGUACGAAGCCGACUCUAGAAGUACUGGCCAUUCCUCCAGAUACUAUUCCAAACACCGCGGUUCUUCACCGCCGAGACGGCACAGGAGAUAAAUGAAUUAUCCCUGUUUUUAUUUGUCAUUAAAGCUUGACGGAAAUGCAUUAAGAGAGAGGUUUUUCUUCCUCAUGUCCUCUUCUCCAUGUUUUGAAAGCCCACUAUGCACAAAGGUCGUUAAACGUCUCUUUCUCUGGCAGUGGCUUAACAAUUAGCUUGACGAAUUAGUUCUAAUCUUGGACUCUUUCUAAUCGUCUUUUGUUGCUAAAUGAAGAACUAUUUUAUGCAUGAACAGGUUUUGGAUUUUUGGACCUUGUGCUUGUAAAUGUGUAUAUAUAUUAAUGCAAUAACUGCACUUUCUUAAGCAGUCGGACUUGCUCAGAAAUAACCAUUUUUUUGGUGUUGAGUAUGUAGAGUUUGUCACUUAUUUGAAUGUAACAUUGAUUUAAAGGUUUUUUCAGGGAUGAUUCGGUGUGUAAAUGUGUUGUGCAUGAAUGCAGUGCCGUUUGUGUUUCACUGGUUGUUUUAUACUAACUUUUAACAUUCUGGAUUAUUUUUGAUUGAGCCGACUGUUAGAAUUUUUUUUUUUGGUAACUGAUUAUAGUCACUUAUUCUGGAGUUAAAGAAGGCCAAAAACAGAACCAGUGUUGCUUAACAUUUUAAUUUCAAAUCUAAAAUGUCAUGUUGUGUUCGAGUUGUGAAUGGGAGUUAAGUUUGAAAGUGUACAGUUGAAGUAUACAAGCCACAGACCUGGAGACUGAGAGAUCGACCUGCUACUGUGGCUUUUUUUUCUCUUGAGUUUUAUCUUUUGUGCGACAAGUUUUACAAAAGUGUAUGAAGAGGACAUUGUUUUGUACAGAUGCACUUUUUGUAGACAGGAAAUUAAAAAAAAGAGUUUCUUUUUUUUUUAUUUA